This is a messenger RNA of Cuscuta europaea, 1732 nucleotides long. The record is from the annotation of a GenBank genome assembly. Lineage: Eukaryota; Viridiplantae; Streptophyta; Magnoliopsida; Solanales; Convolvulaceae.
CUAAAGGGUGGCUCAAAACUAAGCUCCUGAAAACAUGUGUAGCUGAAUUAAAAGGCCUCUGUGCGGCAACCUCUGUGUAAUGACCAGUAUAUAUACCACUCAAAUAAGCUCCACUUCAAUAGAAAAAUUUAACACAUUUCUGUCUUCUCCCAAACAGAGCUUUAAAUAUUCAGCCUCAUUAUUGUUCUCCGGCAACCCCCACCAGCCCUUUCUUCCAUCUUACCUCACAUAAUAUAAAAAUGGUGACGGUGGAGGAGGUGAGAAAGGCGCAGCGGGCGGAGGGUCCGGCGACGAUCAUGGCCAUCGGAACCGCCACUCCCCCGAAUUGCGUUGACCAGAGCACCUACCCUGACUAUUAUUUUCGCAUCACUAAGAGUGAACACAUGACUGAGCUUAAAGAAAAGUUCAAGCGCAUGUGUGAGAAGUCUCAAAUCAACAAGCGUUACAUGUACUUAACAGAGGAAGUGUUGAAAGACAAGCCCAGCAUGUGUGAGUACAUGGCUACUUCUCUGGAUGCAAGGCAAGAUAUAGUGGUGGUUGAAGUUCCUAAGCUCGGGAAAGAAGCGGCCCAAAAGGCCAUCAAGGAAUGGGGCCAGCCCAAGUCCAAAAUCACCCAUUUGGUCUUUUGUACCACUAGUGGUGUGGACAUGCCAGGGGCCGACUACCAGCUCACUAAGCUUCUUGGGCUCAAACCGUCCGUCAAAAGGCUCAUGAUGUACCAGCAAGGUUGCUUCGCCGGCGGGACGGUUCUCCGGCUGGCCAAGGAUCUCGCCGAGAACAACAAGGGCGCCCGGGUUCUGGUCGUCUGCUCGGAAAUCACCGCCGUCACUUUCCGAGGCCCAAGCGAUUCGCAUUUGGACAGUCUGGUGGGCCAAGCGCUGUUCGGGGACGGGGCUGCCGCAAUUAUCGUCGGAUCUGACCCAAUUCCGGACCUAGAAAGGCCCUUGUUCGAGCUGGUCUCGGCGGCCCAAACUAUUCUGCCGGACAGCCACGGCGCCAUCGACGGGCACCUCCGGGAAGUCGGGCUCACGUUCCACUUGCUGAAAGAUGUUCCCGGGCUGAUAUCGAAGAACAUAGAGAAGAGCUUGAAGGAAGCAUUUCAACCACUGGGAAUUACGGAUUGGAACUCGCUGUUCUGGGUCGCCCACCCGGGCGGGCCGGCAAUUCUGGACCAAGUUGAGCUGAAGUUGGCUCUGAAACCCGAGAAACUUCGGGCCACCCGGCAAGUGUUGAGCGAUUAUGGGAAUAUGUCCAGCGCUUGUGUGCUGUUUAUUUUGGAUGAGAUGAGGAAGGCCUCGGCUGAAGAAGGGCGUAGCACUACGGGUGAAGGGCUUGAGUGGGGGGUAUUGUUCGGGUUCGGGCCCGGACUCACGGUCGAGACCGUGGUUCUCCACAGCGUCUCGACUAAUUAAGUGAUUAAAGUUAAUCAUGUGAUGUAUCAGUGUGCCAAUUUGCAUUCAAGUUAUGCCAUAAUAGCACCAAUAAUACUUCGUAUGUAAUAAUAUUGUGUGCUAUUUGCUUAUUUUUUUCUUUUUAAUGAGAUCACCAUUUGUGUAUCUUUAUGGUUUUAUGUUUUUAUCAAAAGUGAAACUUUACACCCAAAUGGAAUCACCAAAUAAAAAUAUGUUUCUUUCAUAAAGCACAGUACUUAUACAGAUUAUAAGUUCUGUUGUUUCUGUUGAAAUUGCUCUAAGUUAUGGUUAAAACGGUAAUUCAUUAGGUUAUAGCUAAA